Messenger RNA from Vitis vinifera (wine grape), 1657 nucleotides. RefSeq names its product G2/mitotic-specific cyclin-2-like. Gene Ontology annotation, molecular function: cyclin-dependent protein serine/threonine kinase regulator activity. Bases 149 to 1444 code for a protein of 431 amino acids. The record is from RefSeq and is a predicted model, not a curated record. Gene Ontology annotation, cellular component: centrosome; nucleus; cytoplasm. NCBI's taxonomy places the organism in Eukaryota, Viridiplantae, Streptophyta, Magnoliopsida, Vitales, Vitaceae. The transcript has 11 exons. Gene Ontology annotation, biological process: regulation of cyclin-dependent protein serine/threonine kinase activity; mitotic cell cycle phase transition.
AUUGUCUCUGUCCAAACCCACUGUCCAUUCUACCUUUACUUUCUGUUCUCUAGAGGGAGUCUAGAUUGUAUUAUCUAGACUCAAAGCCCUCCUUCCACCCUUGAUCUUCAUCUCUUUAGCUGGUAUUCUUCUUUUGAGUAAGGAAAAAAUGUGCAUUCCAGAGAACAGUCCAGUUUCUGGUUUGGUUGAACCCACAGUCCUUCAAGAAAUGGGCAACAAAAAAGUUGUGCUUGAGACGAGACAGAAUCGAAGAGCUUUAAGCGUGAUUAGUGAGAAUGUUGUGAGAGGUGGUGUUAGCAAGAGAGGCUUGUUAGAAAAACAAGCGAUUUGUGAAAAGAGGAUACACGCUCCAGUGCAGCGUCGACCAGUUACAAGGAGGUUUGCUGCACAAUUGGCGAGCAGGCAGCACUCUAACAUUGUGGAACCUAAGAAACCCGAGUUAUUAUCCAUAUGGACUCCUGGUCAAUCAGAAGAUUGCGAAAUUGAAGAUAUGGAGGAGCACAAGGCAGCUCCAGAUCAUCCAGUACCCAUGUUGGUGGAACAAACAGAAACCAAGAUCGAUGAGAUGAAUCAAGUGGAGGAGGUGGAAAUGGAGGACAUAGAUGGGGAGCCUAUCAUGGAUAUUGAUGGCCCAGAUGCCAGGAAUCCACUUGCAGUUGCUGAGUAUGUUGAAGAGCUGUAUGCCUACUACAGAAGGAUGGAGAGCUCUAGCUGUGUCUCUCCGGACUAUAUGGCUCAACAAUUUGACAUUAACCAUAAGAUGAGGGCUAUACUGAUCGACUGGCUUAUCGAGGUGCAUGAUAAAUUUGAACUCAUGGAAGAGACAUUGUUUCUUACUGUCAAUCUCGUAGACAGAUUUCUAGCUCAGCAGACGGUGGCAAGAAAGAAGCUUCAAUUAGUUGGUCUGGUUGCUAUGCUCUUAGCGUGCAAAUAUGAGGAGGUUUCUGUUCCAGUUGUUGCUGAUUUAAUAAUUAUUUCAGACAAAGCUUACACAAGGAAGGAGUUUCUUGAAAUGGAGCGAUUGAUGCUCAACACAUUGCAAUUCAACAUGUCAGUCCCGACGCCGUACGUUUUCAUGAAGAGGUUCCUCAAGGCUGCUCAAUCAGACAAGAAGAUGGAGCUACUAUCAUUCUUCUUGAUGGAUGUUUGCCUGGUGGAGUAUGAGAUGCUGAAGUUCCCACCAUCUCUGUUAGCUGCUGCUUCCAUCUACACUGCUCAGUGUACUCUCUAUGGUUUUAAGCAAUGGGACAAGACUUGUGAGCACUACACCAGCUACACUGAAGAUCAGCUCCUGGAAUGCUCUAGACUGAUUGUUAAUUUGCACCAAAAUGUGGGAUCAGGGAAACUAACUGCAGCUCAGAGGAAGUACUGUACAUCAAAGUUGGGUUAUACAUCAAAAUGUGAACCGGCUCAUUUCCUACUGGGGACACAACAACAACAAUAGGGCUAUGUGUGUGUGUGUAUGUAUAGUUACUAAUUCUCAGUGACUUAUACAAUUGGGGUUCAAUGGUGGGGGGAAGGGUGGGUGGCUAACAAAUAACAACCCAACAACUUGGGUUGCCCUGGAAUGUUAUUUUUAUUUGUUUAUUUUAUUUAAAAUGUGGUGCAGCAGAUGUUGGACAAUAAUUCAAUGAAUAAAUACCAAUUUUCUGAAUAA